GUUCCGUCGGAUAUUUUCGUGCUUCCGGAUACGGUACCAAUGUCGGUUUUGUCGUAUGCUCACGGCUCGAGGACGAGCAGCAGUCAUCGAGUCAGCUUUAUUGAGUAGGUAGAUCUAGAUGUACGUAGCACCAUGCUCGUUCCGAAGCAACACGCUGUCGCGACACUGAAGUAUUUUCAGUCUUAAUCGUGCAACAAAGACUUCGCUCAUCGUCGGUACAGCAAGACUCAGAAAAAUCGUCCAUCAACCGUGACAACAUUCGAUCGUUCCGCACUAAUCUGUCGUACCACAGCAACAACGCAGACAUCCCUGGCUGCAACGGAGCGACGUUAUUGUGAAUUUUCUCUAUUGUUUUUGUCAUUAAACAUGCUUGCUAUUCUACUGACUUUGAAGAGCAUCCACCUCGUGUUUAUUCAACUCACCAGCUGCAGUUCUCAACCACAAGUGGGUUGCGCCUUACCAAGGCUUCUAUUCCGUACGUCCAGCUUUGAACUGAUUUUGUGUUGUCCCCCUACACUACAAGCAUACGUCUUUCCGUUUUCCCCCACCUACCUGACGGCUCUUCCCAAAGAAACCUAAAACUCUCUUCUUUCAACGUAGCACAUUUUCCUCCACCCUCACCACCAAACAAGAUGCCCAUCCUCGUUUCCGAACCGCUUCUCCAGCCCUGGACGCUGCGCAAACCCCGCCCGCAGGAUACAGUCGAGGAAAGGAGACGCAAAAUCGAUGCCGAUCGGUCCACCUACACCACCCGUUACAUGGACAGCAGCAGCAAUACCCCCACCGCUGCGAAGUAUUCCUGCCGAACGAGAACCAACUUCGGCGUCCCACCCGGCCUAGCGGAGGAGAAAUAUUUCAUCAAGCGAAAGAAAUCCUACGCCGACCGCCGGUCCUGGGCGGGAUUCCCGGGGGACAACGUCUUCAACGGGAAAUCUUGUCGGGUCUGGACGGAGCAGGGGGUGAAAGAGUGGGUGACGUCCGCGAUGCUCAGGCGGGGCUUGAUUGAAACAGGAAAUCAAAAAACCGAAGAAGAAAAUAGUCCAGCCGAUUCGGAUAGUAAAAAUCCAGAUUCGAUUGAAAAAGAAUUGGAAAAGCAACUUCAAAAACAAAAGUCCGCCCUUUACGACUUGUCCAAUUUCCAACCUGUCCCUGGGCAGACACUCGAAAAUUGGAAGCUGCACGACUUCGAGCAAAACAUCCCCGGUGGGGGCGAAACCUUACCGAGAGAAAUCGCGGAAUCACUUUUCAACGAGUUGAAAUGCAAGGAGAUUGAAUACCAGGCAAACGCCGCGUUCGACGACAGCAUUGUGCGAGGGGUAAACUUCACUCUCAAAGCCUUCCCGAAGUUCAAGAUCCGGGAGAAAUUCCCCUUACCAGAAAACAAGCAGAAAGUCCCCGGGCCUGGCCACUACCGCCAGCCGACGACGUUGGGUAUUGGGAAGAGCGGAAAAGGGCAUCCGCUGUGGAAACAGGACGGCAGGCCGGUGUUCGGGAUCGACGUGAGAUUUCCGACAUUUGAUUCUGCUGGACCUGGGCCGGGGAAGUACCCCGCGAUUGCGUUGGCAAAAGAUCCGACGCUGGAAUGGACGCCGAAAUGGUCACUGGGGGUGAAAAAUAGUUACGGGGGCGCGUUUUGAUGAGGAUAGUAGACCUCAAAUUUUGUCAACAUUUUCCGUGGUGGUCGACAUCUUUAUGCCAUUUAGGUAAAUCCUUGUUUUCUGCCCCUGUCUCCGUCUGGAAUCAGAAUAGCCCUGCUGUUUUCAUCUAGAAGUAGUUCAAAACUACCUCAGAUGAACGAAUAAAAAAUCCGUACCCCGGUUGUACUCGCCAAUUCGGUGAAAGACGCAAUCACAUCCAUGACGAGUAGAGCGGAACAUCAGGCAUGUUUGUAGUAUCAUCAGCAAUCAUAAAUCCAUAGUAGUAGUACCCACCACCAAAAACUUUCUCGCGCUACGUCACUCACCAACCGAACACACACAAACACCCACCAUUCAUCACGUUCCAAAUCAUACAUGACAAUCACUAUAUUUUUUUGUCGAGAGGAUAUAGUUGCACACAUAAAAACGACGCCACUGCAUCGAGCUUCAUCUGCUGGCUUCACGUCGUGGCAUUGCAGAGUUGCUGUUCAUUUUUUUGUCGGACAUGUGGUGAAGUACACCGAGGUUAUUUCCCAGAUUGGCAGGAGUCGC
Amoebophrya sp. A120 is the source of this 2189-nucleotide messenger RNA. The record is from the annotation of a GenBank genome assembly. Lineage: Eukaryota; Dinophyceae; Syndiniales; Amoebophryaceae.